Messenger RNA from Nannospalax galili (Upper Galilee mountains blind mole rat), 2377 nucleotides. Its product is annotated as tetratricopeptide repeat protein 38. NCBI's taxonomy places the organism in Eukaryota, Metazoa, Chordata, Mammalia, Rodentia, Spalacidae. Gene Ontology annotation, molecular function: protein binding. The record is from RefSeq and is a predicted model, not a curated record.
UACGCCCCGCCUCCUUCCUCCCUCCACACUUAGCACUCAGGCUCCUACCCACAAGGCCUCCGGACACUGCAGAUCCCUGCCCAGGUAGUCCUCACCCCGUAAAGCAAUGCAAAGCUGCACAAUGUCACUGAGAGACUGCCAGGCCUGGAAGGAUGCUGGUCUCCCACUCUCCACCACAAGUAAUGAAGCCUGCAAGUUGUUUGAUGCCACCUUGACCCAGUUUGUGACAUGGACCAAUGACUCGAGUCUUGGUGGCCUAGAGGGCUGCCUCGCAAAGCUCAAAGCAGCGGAUCCUACUUUUGCCAUGGGCCAUGCCAUCUCUAAUGGCCUCGUACUCGUUGGCACCGGAAGCUCUGUGAAGCUGGACAAAGAGCUGGACCGGGCUGUGAAGACGAUGGUGGAGGUUUCCAGAGCCCAGCCGCUGACACCUCGGGAGCAGCUGCAUGUGUCUGCAGUGGAGAUGUUUGCCAAACUUCCCCAAAGCGUGUGAUCUGUGGGAGCAGAUCCUGCAGGACCACCCAACAGACAUGUUGGCCCUGAGGUUAGCCCAUGAUGCCUACUUUUACCUGGGCUACCAGGAGCAGAUGCGGGAUUCUGUGGCUCGAGUUUACCCCUUUUGGAAACCUGACAUCCCCCUUAGCAGCUAUGUGAAAGGCAUCUAUUCUUUUGGACUGAUGGAAACCAACUUCUAUGACCAGGCACAAAAGCUUGCCAAAGAAGCUUUAUCUGUUCAGCCUACAGAUGCGUGGUCAGUGCACACCAUUGCUCAUGUGCACGAGAUGAGAGCAGAGGUCAAGGAUGGACUGGAGUUCAUGCAGCGCUCCGAAGCCCAGUGGAAGGAUUCCGAUAUGCUGGCUUGCCAUAAUUAUUGGCACUGGGCCCUAUACUUGAUCGAAAAGGGGUAUCUGUGGGCCAGCGGUGGAAGGCCAUCUUACCCGUGACCCAGAAGCACAGCCGAGACCAUACCCUUCUGUUCAAUGAUGCUCACUUCCUGAUGGCCUCCCUGGGUGCACAGGACCUUCAGACCACACAGGAGCUGCUGACCACCCUGCAGGAGGCCAGCGAGUCCCCAGGGGAGAACUGCCAGCACCAGUUGGCGAGAGAUGUGGGGCUGCCCCUCUGCCAGGCCCUUGUGGAGGCUCAGAACGGGAAUCCUGACCGUGUCCUAGAGCUGCUCUUGCCUGUCCGAUACCGAAUCGUCCAGAUUGGGGGCAGCAAUGCCCAGAGAGACGUCUUCAACCAGAUGCUGAUUCACGCGGCCCUCAACUCUACCUCCAGUGUCCAUAAGAACGUGGCCCGGAGCCUUCUGAUAGAGCGCGACGCCUUGAAACCCAACUCACCCCUGACUGAGCGGCUCAUCCGCAAGGCGGCCGCCAUCCAUCUCAUGUAAUGACCAUGCCAGGUCCUAGGCCUGCAGAAGCUCGGCAGUGACCUCCUGUGUUAGGCUGGCCACCCGGCCAUGCCCAUCAUGGCAAAGAGCUGGGCCUGCUGGUCAAGGAUAUGGUUCAUCCUGGAGCAGAGUCCUCCAAAUCAGUAGUUUGCUAGAAAUAAGGUUAAUUUUGAGUGUGAUUCAAUUCCCAGGGUCAACAUGCAUUUUUAAGUCUCCUAGAACCAAACAGGUGCUGCUGUUUGUGGGUACCUUGCAAAUCAUAUUUUCCAUCAGGCACACAUGCCACUUCCUGGCUGUUGAAGGGCUGACAGGCAGGGCAGAGGUGUGGCCAGUUCAGCAGGUAGUCUAGAGGUGCCUUCCGCACUGGAUGCUCCUCCCCACUUGGCACCAGCAAAUCCUCUUCAUUUAAUUUUCACUAUAUUCUAGACAGGUCCUGAGUCUCAUUUUUCAGGGGAGAGUACCAGUGAGCUCUGGGGUCCCGGCCAGCAGAGUCCUGUCCUUCUGGGGAGAGGGGACCCUACCUCACUGGUUGUCAGUCCCAGACUACUGCACCUGCCACCCUCUUCAAUGAUGAGAGGAGGGACCACUUCUGACUCUCAAGGGGAUUUGCAGGAGCCAAGUAGAGCUUUUUUUUAAACUGUAAAUGGGAAUAGGAGUGAGGUCUGGGGUAUGGGUCUUCCUUGGCCAACUCUGGUCUGAGCCUGUCUCCUGUUUCCUUGACGGGACAUCCCUCCUGUGGUCUUUUAGCUUCCAGCCUCUGGAGGGGAAGUUCAAGUGCAAAGAUGUCUCUCAGGUGCCUUCCUACUUGUUAUGUAGGGACUGGCCGGUAUCUCCUAGAGAAUGUUAAGAUCGCCAAACCCUGUAGUUUGCUUGGGCCUGGGAAGAUUCUGUUGGGAUAAGUCAGGAGUGCCUGGAAUGUAGAGCAUGGCUGCCAGGUUGGAUACCUCCUAGUGAGGAUGGCAGGAACUGGCCUGCUCCAUUCUAGAU